Camelina sativa (false flax) is the source of this 921-nucleotide messenger RNA. Lineage: Eukaryota; Viridiplantae; Streptophyta; Magnoliopsida; Brassicales; Brassicaceae. The record is from RefSeq and is a predicted model, not a curated record.
AUGAAGAAGUAUGUCUGGGAUAUUGCAUGGAGCUACAAUGAGAAGGAUUUUGAAGCAAACAUGAUCAAGCUUAAAAACUACAGUGAGAUUGUCUGGCGUGAUGUUGUAAAGUCGAAACCAAGAAAUUGGUGCAGGGCGUUCUACAAGCAAGGAAACUUCUGUGAAGAUGUUGAGAAUAACUCAGUCGAGUCAUUCAACAACUCCAUUUUGAAAGCCAGGAACAAAGCAUUUGUGCCAAUGCUUGAGACCAUAAGGAGACUUGCGAUGGUCAGGAUUGCCAGGAGAUCUGCCGAGUCUCAUGAUCACAAUGGGAGAUGCACGCCAUAUGUGUCUAAGUUCCUUGCCAAAGAAUUUGAAAAAGCUUCCGAAUGUCAGAUAAGAAGGAGCACAAACGACAGUUACGAAGCUACACUUAGUGGAAUUUCUCAUCGGGUAAGCUUGACUGAGAGGACUUGCACUUGUCAAAAAUGGAAAAUCUGUGGCAUUCCUUGUGAGCAUGCUUAUGGAGUCAUUAUUGAUAGGAAGUUUGAGGUUGAAGACUAUGUGUGUUUCUGGUUUCGGACACCUAUGUGGAGGAGGAACUACACAGAAGGCCUUGUUCCACAAAGAGGACCUGCUUAUUGGCCAUCUACUAACUUCCCUAAUGUGCAUAGACUACCAUCACCCCCGCAGCCUAGGAGGAAGAAAGGAAAGGAGAAUAAGAAGGACAAAAAGAGGAAAAAAAGACCAAAUGAGUCUCCUUCGAAAAAAACACCUAAAAAGUUGAAAAGGAUAAUGCAUUGUGGUAUGUGUGGUGAAGCUGGUCACAAUUCUAGGUUUCACUCGAAGAAGAAGUCUUCUAAACAGACAUUUGAACUUGCUCAAGGCACUCAAGGCACUCAAGUGGAACCGUCUCAAGGAGUUAUGAUGUCUCAAAGAUGA